UUGGGGGCGGGCCUUCACGGGGCGUGAACCGGAAGUGCAAGCCGUCCAGCUUCUCUUCUCGGCUAGGCUGAAUCUGUUCUGCUGGGCCCGCUAGAGAACUUUUUAAAAAAUUUUUUUCUUCCCCUCCCGCCCCAACGGUCGCCGUGGCCAACAAUUGCCUCGCCCGCCUGGCAGCCUCCCCCGCGUCGCCUUCUCCUCCUCCCCGGCUGCGCGCGGCCUGUCUGUCCUCUCCCUCCGGCCCGGCGGGAUUCGCUUGCUGCCUCCGCCGCCACCGCCUCCUCUUCUCCAGCCCGGCCGACCUCGCCGCCCCGCUGCAGUGAUGUGCGACAAGGAGUUCAUGUGGGCCCUGAAGAACGGGGACCUGGACGAGGUGAAGGACUACGUGGCCAAGGGAGAAGAUGUCAACCGGACAUUGGAAGGUGGAAGGAAACCUCUUCAUUAUGCAGCAGAUUGUGGACAGCUUGAAAUCCUGGAAUUUCUGCUGCUGAAAGGAGCAGAUAUUAAUGCUCCAGAUAAACAUCACAUCACCCCUCUGCUGUCUGCUGUCUAUGAAGGUCAUGUUUCCUGUGUGAAAUUGCUUCUGUCAAAGGGUGCUGACAAGACUGUGAAAGGCCCAGAUGGACUAACUGCCUUUGAAGCCACUGACAACCAGGCAAUCAAAGCUCUUCUGCAGUGAUGGACAGAUGGGCUGACAGCUCUAGAAGAAUGACUCUCCUGUGGCCUCACACUGCUGCCUGUCUGUCUGUCACUCUCUACUUGCCAGCUUCUUCAGCUAAAAUACUUCUAGAGGGGUGAGGGGAGAGAAAAAUUCAUAACCAAUCAAACUACCAGAAAAAGAAAAAAAAAUGUUUUGGAGGAGAGGGCAAACAAACCCAUGAUCAGGCUUUUACUGGGAUUCCUGAUCCAAUCAGCCUCUUUUCCGUUUCUCUUAAUAGUAAAAUACAUAGCUUCUACCCAAGAGAGAACAAAGACUAAAUAGACCAGGAAUAUUUGACCUUUUUAGCUCCUUACCUAACAUAAACUAGAUUGUGUCAAGGGUCUGAUUAUAUACAAAGACCAACUACACGUAUUAGGUAGCCCUGACUGUGCAGGCAGUCGGGGGGCUACUGCAAUGUAAACUUAGGGUGCUGAGAUAAGCAAUUAGCUCUAGCCUUCUGCCUUAAGAUGCACUCUGUUGGGGAUCUCCUGGCUAAGAUCUACGAGCGCUGCUUGUGGUUGGUGACCAAAUCUUCCCUCUGUGACUUCCAGCUUUAUAGGAAAAUCUCUGUUAAAUUGAGGAGGGGCACACCCCCACAUGGCUGGAUGACUGAACUUUGGAUUUCCUCUCCCCUGUCACACGAAUUUCAUGGGUCUUUAGAUAAAAAAUGACCAGUUUUAUUUAUUUAAAGAAACCUUAGAAUUUUGAUAGUCUAGAGGAGAAAUCAUUCCAGUAUGCUUUUUUUUUUUUCUCCUCUAGACCUGGACAUUUAUAUAAUAUUGAAACACUUUGAGACUUCUGCUGGUAGUAAAAGGAGAUUUUAAAAUAGAGACAUAGCCAUAAACCUGGUAAUCAUGUAAAGAGAGAGCAGUUGUCUUGUACCUGCAGAUCGUCUUCACUUGCCUUUUGAAUAGAUUGGCCUCCGUUUUAUUUGGAGAGUCAGGGAACAUUCUUUGGAAUGCCUCUCUCAAACCCAUCUCUGAUGCUGAUUACUUAUUGCACCAAAGCUGUCACUGGGGUAAGAUUUACUCUUCACAAAUUUAACCCCAUCCCUUCAAAACUGUUGUCCCUAGGUUUCUCUGAGUUAUGAAUAGGCUUCUGCUGAACAUAUGCCAGCCCACCUGCAUAAUAGAUGCUUGUUUCUUUUCUCAGCCAUGCAUUGCAUAAAGAAUGACCUCUUCAUAUUCUGUGUUCUUAAAAUACAGGACCCAAAAACAGUGUUGUUACGACCUGCAGAAAAUAUUUAAACACACUGUCAAACAUUUGUUUCCUGAGCAGGACAGCUAAUUAAGACAUGUAACUUCAAAUUUGCUACCUUGCAUUUAAAAAAUAUUUUCUUUAACUUGUCAGCCAUAUAAAAUAACUCAAAAUGUUAGGGUUUUUCUUUAGUUAAAUCAUGCAAUAAUUGAAUGUACCUCAAAUUUUUAGUGGUGGGGGGGCAAGGGUAGUUUAGGGACUUACAUUCAGUUAUGGAAAAUAAUUGAUUUUUUUAGGCAAUGUAUAAUUCUACAGCAGGGUUAAACUAGUAUCAAAUAAUAGUCAGCCUGGCUAAUAACAAAUCUUACUAUUCAGUUGCUGAUUGGUGUGUGUAUGUGUGUGUGUGUGUGUGUGUGUGUUGCCCCAUGAAAAUUUUUUUUCUAAUAAUCCUGUGACUUUUUCACUUAGAACUAGCAUAGUCUUGUAACCUUCCUGCAUAAAACAAUCACAAAAAUGAUGGUCUAAAUACUCUGGAAUAUUUAGCUAAGUCUGCUGCCAUCAGAGUGGGAUUAGAAGUCAGUAAUCGGUACCUUCUAGCAUUACUUAGCUGUGAGGCGGAGCCAUCCUCACUGGAGAUAGAGGGCACUCUAUCAGGCUGUGACUCUCAGUGUAGUAGCAGGGUGUUUCCAUAUCUUUGGGUUCACCUCUUAACAUAAUACUAUUAAAAGGCUCGGAUUCUUCCCUCCUAACAGUGUCUUUACCUUUACUUUCAAAGUGUGUUGUAGUUGGCUACUGAAGAGAGUGCAUUGUCCUAUCAGACCUAGAAUUCAUCUGCUUUCUACACUCACUGGUCUAGAAACCAUGUGACUCUGUACAGUUUAUCCUUCAUUCCUUGUAAUGCAGUGGAGGCUACUUUGCCUUCCCUCUUCUUUCUCAGCCAUGAAGCAAUUGCUUAAGAAAAUCACAUAGACAUAGAAUAUAGACUAACCAAGAUGGUUGACAAUUUCUUGUUUUUUAACUAGAUUAUUUAUAAAGUAUUUCUGAACCACUUGGCAGAAGCAUUCACAACACUUACUGUUCAUAUUUUGAGUAAAGAAAGCUAAAAUCAUGUCUGCUUUUUGGUACUACAUGCAUUAGUGAAAGAUUAAGUUCUCUUUUCCACUAACAUCUCAGAAAAAUUCUUUGCAUGUUCUGUAGUUUUGUAUUAAGUCAGUCAUUCGUAUGCACUAUAUCAAGUAACAAAACCACUGGUUUAGUUAUUUAUAGUUGGUGUACUAACAAAUUUCCCCAUCAGCUUCGACUGCUAUCUGUAGACUUUUAAUUCAAAUACAGCAUUGGAGUUUACCCAGAUAGUUCUCCUGUAUACUGCUCCCCUUCUGAACUAAGAAGGGGUGGGUGAGGGCAGUGUGUGGGCGCUGCCAACAAGUGGACCUUUCUUUUAUUAAUUUCUUCCUCCUAACAAUUAAUUUAAAAUCCAUAAGCUCCUGAUUUUUACCCAAAACUUCAACUGAGCUGCUCUUUGUCCCCAUGCAAUAUUGAAUGCUCAGCUGUGUACAGAAGAAGCUGGCGAGAGUGCCCUCCGAACAUAAGCAAUUGCAGUGUAUUGCAUGCAGAUUUUUAACAAAUUUAAAUUGUCCUGAUUCUAUUUUGUAAAUGGAGAAACAAUCAUAUCUUUCUAAGCAGUAUUGGAGGAAGACUAGUGCUUUGUGCAUUUUGAUAUAUUUGAGUUCAUUUUUUUCCAAAUGUGAUACUUUUGACACAAAUGGAUUUCUCACAUUAUCCUAGAUUAUGUACAUCUGAAUGCUAAAUAAUACUGUGUUUAAGUUUUGUGUUGCAAGAACAAAUGGAAUAAACUUGAAUUGUGCUACA
Erinaceus europaeus (western European hedgehog) is the source of this 3763-nucleotide messenger RNA. RefSeq names its product myotrophin (gene MTPN). Gene Ontology annotation, molecular function: protein binding. NCBI's taxonomy places the organism in Eukaryota, Metazoa, Chordata, Mammalia, Eulipotyphla, Erinaceidae. Gene Ontology annotation, cellular component: cytoplasm; nucleus. The record is from RefSeq and is a predicted model, not a curated record. The transcript has 4 exons. The coding region runs from base 320 to 676 and encodes 118 amino acids. Gene Ontology annotation, biological process: regulation of barbed-end actin filament capping.